CCAUGUCAGUGAUUGGGUUCUCAGAGGAUGAGAUCAGACAAGUCCUGGAGGUGACAGCGCUGGUGCUGAAGCUGGGAAACGUGAAGCUGACCGACGAGUUCCAGGCCAAUGGGAUACCAGCAAGUGGCGUCUCUGAUGGGAAAGCCACCCCUAGGUGCCCCCAAAGGGACUUCCUGAACCGUUCUCCUGAAGCACUUGGGGAUGAGCCUCUGGAAAUGUUCAAGCUUUGGUCUGUGACUCUCAGAGCCUUAGCCGAAUCUUCUGAUAUACAGGGACAAUCUGACCUGUUUCGGGAGGUUCUCCUGCCAACUGCAGUGACUUACCCAGCUGAAGUCACCCAGGUCCUUCCCCCCACUGAGAUCCCUCGCCACCACCUCGUAUUUCUUUGUCUUUCUAGGGGUUCGGGAGAUUGGGGAGUUGAUGGGUUUGAAUUCGGUGGAACUAGAGAGAGCUUUGUGUUCAAGAACCAUGGAGACAGCCAAAGAAAAGGUGGUUACAGUUCUGAAUGUCAUGCAGGCUCAGUAUGCUCGGGAUGCCCUGGCUAAGAAUGUCUACAGCCGCCUCUUCGACUGGAUAGUGGGCCGCAUCAAUGAGAGCAUCAAGGUGAGAGAGGCCUAUCCCAAAGCCUGCUUCCCUGAGCUUCUUGUCCUGGCUGCCAGUUCCAUUCUCUGGUUUCUGAGAUGCACAGAGAACAGGAAGAGGAAGGUACACUUCCUUCUAGGAGUUUGAGUCCCACAGUCUGGUCUUUCACCUUUGCAAAGAUACUGAGCCUCAGUUUCCCAAUUUGGCCGCA
Molecule: messenger RNA, 793 nt
Organism: Alexandromys fortis (reed vole)
Lineage: Eukaryota; Metazoa; Chordata; Mammalia; Rodentia; Cricetidae
Product: unconventional myosin-Ia-like
Exons: 3
Coding region: 3-545 (180 amino acids)
Biological process (GO): vesicle transport along actin filament; actin filament organization; sensory perception of sound
Cellular component (GO): microvillus; brush border; myosin complex
Molecular function (GO): microfilament motor activity; ATP binding; actin filament binding
Source: RefSeq, a predicted model, not a curated record